AUGGUUACUGCGGAUCUUAAAGAUGGUUUUUUCCAUGUGCCUGUACAUGUGGAUCAUCAAGAUUAUUUAGGUUUUCAAUUUGACAAAUUGAAUGUGUAUUAUAAAUGGCAAGUUCUACCAUUUGGGCAUUCAUGUAGCCCUUUCUUCUUUGCAAAAACUUUACGUCCAAUUAUUGACUAUUUGCGUUCAUUGAAUAUUCGUGUGGUUGUCUAUGUAGAUGAUUUCAUUGUGCUUGCUCCCAAAGAUCUAAUAGAAAAACAUAAAAACAUUGUUUUGAGUACGCUAGAGUCAUUAGGAUUCACGAUUAACUAUAAAAAAUCAUCACUUGAACCAGCAUUGAAAAAAGUGUACCUCGGGUACAUAAUUGACAAUUCCAAUAAUAGAACAGUUAUCUCUAUCGUCGGAGAACGCAUAAGUAAAUUAAAGCGUUUAAUCAGGAGUACAGUGAAUAAACAAUGUGUACAAGCUAGAACACUUGCUAGAAUAGCAGGACAAUGUGUCAGCAUGUAUAAGUGUAUUUUUCCAGCAAAAUUAUUGCUCAGAAAUAUAUAUCGGCUAUUAAGUACAAAAGUUUCUUGGUCGGACAAGUUAAAGUUGAAUGACCCGUGUAUAAAAGAUUUACAGUGGUGGCUUCAGUCUAUUGACGGUUGGAAUCGUAAGGUUGUAUGUGAGGAACCUAUAGACUUGCAGUUGACCACUGACGCGUCCAAAUUUGGCUGGGGCGGAUGGAUCAACCACUCCCUACAGGCGCAAGGGUUCUGGGACCCCUGGGUCCAGAAACAAAGUUCCAAUUACCGAGAACUGUUAAGUGUAUUAAUGUGUCUAGUGUCUUUCCACAAUCACCUCGGAAACAAACAUGUACAAAUAUUAUCAGACAAUGUCACCACAGUGGCGAUGAUAAAUGGUUUGGGAGGAUCGAACCUAGCAUUAGACAAUCUCACAAGGGCUAUUUACAGGUUUACAAUCCAGAGGGGAAUUUCAAUAUCGGCCAAAUUUUUAGCAGGGAGGAACAACGUCAGAGCCGACAGGCUAUCAAGAUCAACUUACGAGUGGAUGCUUCAUCCCCAAUUGUUUCGUUACUUAGAUCGAGUAUGGGGUCCUCACCACGUAGACAGGUUCGCGUCGAUGAACUCAACGCAACUUCCAAUUUACAAUUCCCAACAUCUCGACCCAUUCACGUCAGGGGUGGAUGCCUUCGCGCAGGACUGGAGCAAUGUCAACAAUUACGUGAACGCCCCAUUCGCGUUACUUCCACGAGUAAUCGAGAAAAUAAAGUGUCAGAAAGCCUCCGCCACUCUUAUUGCACCAAAAUGGACGGCACAACCGUGGUUCCAAGAAAUGAAAAAGUUACUGGUGGCGCCACCUAUCCACCUCCCUCUGUCAAGGCGGACAGUUUUCUCAAAGAAUCGUGCAGAGCCACUAAAAAAUCGCAAAUGGAAUCUGUUCGCGUGGAGAAUAUCUGGGCAACUCGCUUAA
Molecule: messenger RNA, 1476 nt
Organism: Mercenaria mercenaria
Lineage: Eukaryota; Metazoa; Mollusca; Bivalvia; Venerida; Veneridae
Exons: 1
Coding region: 1-1476 (491 amino acids)
Source: RefSeq, a predicted model, not a curated record